Molecule: messenger RNA, 1528 nt
Organism: Carcharodon carcharias (great white shark)
Lineage: Eukaryota; Metazoa; Chordata; Chondrichthyes; Lamniformes; Lamnidae
Product: nmrA-like family domain-containing protein 1
Exons: 6
Coding region: 83-979 (298 amino acids)
Source: RefSeq, a predicted model, not a curated record
CGGAGGGAGGAGGAGGCGGCGGUUGAGUGGAGGAGGCGGCGGGCGGAUAGGCCGCCCGGAGGCCGCUCUCGGAGUUGCUGUCAUGGCGGCUCCGCUGACAGUUGGUGUUUUUGGCGCCUCUGGAAAUCAAGGUGGAUCAGUGGCGAUGGCCCUGUUGAAGGAUGGUACAUUCAAGGUGAGAGCUAUCACCAGAAACCCAAGAAAAAAAGAAGUUAAAGAACUGAAACGUCUUGGAGCUGAAAUAGUGAAAGCUGAUCUGGACAAUGAAAAGAGCCUGUUUGAUGCGUUGAAAGAUGUGUAUGGAGUCUUCUUAGUCACAGACUACUGGGAAUAUAUGGACAUUGAUAGAGAAGUGCAGCAGGGUAAAAGAGUAGCUGACAUUUCCAGCCACUUUGGCGUGAAGCACAUUGUAUUCAGUGGACUAGAGAAUGUAAAAAAGCUGACCAAUGGAAAGCUGGAUGUGCCACAUUUUGAUGGGAAGGGACAGAUCGAAGAUUAUUUCAGGGAACUUGGUUCUCCCAUGACAUGUGUUAGAAUGCCUGGCUACUUUGAAAAUUUCCUUGAUGUGCUUAAACCUGUUAAAUCAGACAAAGGCUAUUAUGUUUUAGACAUUCCUAUGGGAGGAGUUCCAAUGGAUGGGAUGUCAGUCAAAGACUUGGGUGGAGUUGUGCUGGCCAUCUUGAAAAGCCCUGAAAAGUAUAUUGGGAAAGAGAUAGGCCUCAGCACUGACAGGCUUACGAUUGAGGAGUAUGCUGCAGUUAUGUCCCAACAUACUGGGAAAACAAUCAGAGACUCUAAGAUAUCAGCUAAGGAUUAUGAGGAGCAGAAUUUUCCAGGAGUGCAAGAACUUACCAAAAUGUUCCAGUUUUAUUUGAAGCAACCUCAUCGCAACAAGGAUCUAACAUUAAUGUUAAAUCCUAAGGCACAAUCCUUUGAAGAGUGGAUGUCAAAAAACAAGAAUGCCUUCAUGAAUGACUGAACACCAAAUAAUAUUUUUUUAACAUGGGUAGCAUCAGGAAGGCGGUGCAUCACAAGGAUAGAUGUGUUGGCUGACUAAUAGCUGGACCGUGUGGGCAAGUCAUGUGAUGAAACCCCCCAGGAAUACAUUUAAUCACAACUCUAUAUACCUCUGACUGUCCUGGUGUUCACCUUGGAAUGAUUUAUAUUGCAAUAAUAUUGUUGAGUGCAGCUUCCCUUUAAGAUACAGCCUGCCUUCAAGAUGAGCAGGCUGGCUGUAUCAUGUGAUCUGCAAACUUUGCCAGGCCCUCCCAUUGUACCUAGAGGCCACAGGCACUGUUAAAGAAUAGAGAGCCAAUUCCACAAUUAUUUUGGUGAGGUGGGUCCAUAACAUUGUUGCUGACUUCAGUUUGAACAGGCAUGGGCAGGUUGUGAAUCAUGAUCACUGUGCCUAAAAAUCAAAGCAAACCAAUUUCUAACCCAUUACUUAUAUAAGUCCUUGAUUUGUGCUAAUUAUCUACAUUGCUCUCAAAUAUUUACAGAUCUGCUUAUCUUAUGCGAUUAUUAAAAA